Molecule: messenger RNA, 4288 nt
Organism: Carassius gibelio (silver crucian carp)
Lineage: Eukaryota; Metazoa; Chordata; Actinopteri; Cypriniformes; Cyprinidae
Product: bcl-2-like protein 1
Exons: 3
Coding region: 419-1138 (239 amino acids)
Biological process (GO): negative regulation of intrinsic apoptotic signaling pathway; extrinsic apoptotic signaling pathway in absence of ligand; intrinsic apoptotic signaling pathway in response to DNA damage
Cellular component (GO): mitochondrial outer membrane
Molecular function (GO): protein homodimerization activity; protein heterodimerization activity
Source: RefSeq, a predicted model, not a curated record
CUGUGCUAUGGGCCUGUGAACGAGCCUUUAUUACGUAAUGGUUGGGUAGACAGCGAGAGCGUCGUUUAGGUGAUAUCCUAUCACAGAGAGAGAGGGAGAGAGGGGAGGUCUGCUUUAAACACAAAUAUCCAGCACUGGCUAGUUUUUUCUUCAUACAGUAUUACUUUUGAUCUGUUGCAGUUUCCAUUUGGUAUUGUGGCUUAAUCUAUAACUAACAUUCACCUAAACCCACUGGAGUUGUUUGCUUGGGUGUCUUAAUCUACGAGAUGAGUAUGCAGACUAUGUUAUGGGUAUGAGCCAUUGCACCAUCCCUGAGCGUCGGCAGAAGCCUGAGAAGGAUGCAAGGGUGUGCACGGUGUUAUAAGAACAAGCAAGUGGAUAUUCAGACAUCAGAGAACGACGAGCAACAACUUGAAUUAUGUCUUACUAUAACAGAGAACUGGUGGUAUUUUUUAUUAAAUAUAAACUCUCGCAGAGGAACUACCCUUACAACCACAUUGAAUUUACAGAAGACACAAAUCGGACUGAUGCUGCGGAAGGGAAUGAUGAUAUGGGGGCAGCAGGAACGACAACCCUCGUUUAUGGCUCCCUGAACGGAACGAGUACUGGUUCCACUGGAACCCCACCAAUGUCCCCCGCUUCAACCCCCCAGCGUCAGACGAACGGGACUGGGGGUCUGGACGCUGUAAAGGAGGCGCUUCGUGAUUCUGCCAAUGAGUUUGAGCUGCGUUAUUCCCAAGCAUUCAACGACCUGUCCUCGCAGCUCCACAUCACGCCUGCCACAGCAUACCAGAGCUUCGAGAGCGUGAUGGAUGAGGUGUUCCGUGAUGGCGUCAACUGGGGCCGCAUCGUGGGACUGUUUGCCUUUGGAGGGGCUCUGUGUGUUGAGUGCGUGGAGAAGGAGAUGAGCCCACUAGUGGGAAGCAUUGCGGAAUGGAUGACCGUCUACCUAGACAACAAAAUUCAGCCCUGGAUCCAGAGCCAAGGAGGAUGGGAACGCUUUGCAGAGAUCUUUGGAAAAGAUGCAGCGGCAGAGAGCAGAAAAUCACAAGAAAACUUCAAGAAGUGGUUGCUGGCGGGAGUGACCUUGCUCACGGGUGUUGUGGUCGGGUCACUCAUCGCACAGAAACGCCUGUGAGGAUCAGAUCCAAACACACCCACUGCUUCGUUUAGACCUCCAGCUAACAUGAAGGAACUUAAAUACAUUUGUUUUGGAUUUAUUUGUUUCCCUUUUAUUGCCAAGAAGUUUGAUGUUUACAUCCCACGUCCCACCGUGUACUGUUGACUGAGUGGAGCACAUUGCUGAUGUGAUAUCACAUGAUCCAGACUGCAUGAAGGGGCUUUGCUUUUAGCGGACUAGGAUCAAGCUACGCCCUGUUUAACGAAAUGAGAAAAAUGACUAAGAAAAACGCUUGUCCAAACCUUCAUUCUUUGUGUCUGUAAUUAUAAUUGUUUUUGUUGUUAUAAAUAAUUAUUUUCAGCUUUAUAAACAGUCUUUUUAAGUAUCCUUAUUAUUCUUUCAAAGAGACUGGCAAAACUGGCAAGGAUACAAACAUUUUAUCUUUAAAUCUAAUUUAAGCUCAUUUGUGAUUCUUGAGUUGAUGACCCAGUGAGAGAGAAGUAGUUAAAUCUGAACUGAAUCCGAAGUGUUCAGUCAUUAAAUCAGCACUGACAUUUUUUGAAGAAUGUUGUUGCUGUCUGGAGUGCCAGAUAUCAGCUCGAAACCCGAGAGGUGCCUUUUGGGCCCGGCACUACAUUUGAGUGCCUGCUUCCUCUGUAAUCUCUCUACCAUUAGAGGAAGGUGUGGAGAACAUUUGAAACGUGUGUGUGUGUGGUUUUCCCCUCAAUUAUUGUUCUGUUCUUUUUCACAUGUAAAUUUGAUGAGAAUUAAAUGUGUGUAAUUACAGGUUGUGUGGGCAGGUUUGAAAGCAUCUAAAUUGUCAAAAGGACCAACAGUUAUGAGAAAUUUGUUUUGUUGUGAAAGAAAGUUUUGUAUGUUCAUUGCAGUUCAUUGAUGUUUGAUUUAUUAAACCUAACUUCAGCUUCAGAUGAAACUCUUUAUACCUUUGAGAUUGUUGUAACUAGAGCUAGAGGAGACGCACAUACACAAGGAGUAAGUUAAGCAGGUCACUCCUGAUGUAUGUGUGGCUAUCUUUCACUGUGUACACAGAAAAUGUAACGCAUUAAGCAGAAAGUAAUUAGAUUAAACCAUAUUGCCACAAGAGCGCUCUGCGUCUUGUAUGGUCCUGGGAAUGAGGAUUCGACUAGAAUACUGGUCUAGCAGUUGGGACAAGCUAAUAGUCACAGGGUUUUUGUUUCAUUUGGAAUUUGAGGUAUACAGUAAGUAAGCAGAAAACUUGCAGCACACUAAACUUUACAGAGCCAAGUUAAAAUGCUAAUCUUACUUUUUGGUCCCUAAGCAUUUACAUUUUCAAGUGAAAACGUUACUUCCACACACAUAUUGAAGCAUUCAUGGAUUUGAGUUUAUCCUUACCGUGUAAUGGUCCAUGAUGUUUUGAAUCCAGGAUGACAGGCAUAUAUUGGGUCCGAUAGCAUCAUGGUGCUGCCGCGGAAAAACAAAAACCUUAGUGUUUGACAACUCAUUAUUUGUGACAUUGAAAUUUUGGCUUCGGUGAAUUUUUUCCCCUCAAAUUCUAAUUUAUCAUGUUUUCGAAAGCAAACCUCAAAAAUAGUUGGGAUAAAUCUCUCCGUCUUCUCCAUCUCCUGAUUCCCGCCGAAUCUCAUUUAAAUUUAAACGCUUUGCUGUCAGAGCGGUUAAGCACGAGUGUCAGUCCGCGCGCGCCCCUGCUGCUUUACGCUCGGCUCGUGUCAAACUGGUUAAAGCGCUCGGAGAUGUGGAGAAAUUAUCUUUUGGCUUCAAACCAUUAUUAAUUCAAAUAGAACGUCAAGUUGAAUAUCCCUCGCCUUUUCCGAGUAGUAAUGAUUGACGCGUGGGUUGAUUCAAACAGAAGCGAUGAAAGCGAUGGUGGUACAGGUGUGUGUUUGAAGGCUUCCGCCUCCGGUGGAGAUCUCGUGGGGAAGCUGACAUCUUUUGUUGUGUCAGUCACAAAAUACCAAUCCUAAGAAUAACGUCCUUUGAAGCCUAACCUAGAAAAAGAGACAUCUGUAGAGUUCUGCGGAUCGAAUAAAGAUUUAUAUCCUACUCCCUUACACACUCUCACGAAUAACUAUUACAUGCAAUUCCCAGUGUUUUGUCUUAGUCAACAUCAAAAUAGUAACCCAUUUUCAGUCUGUAUACUUCCAAACAGGGAAAUCGUUUUGUAAUCUUCAAUUUUGUAUGUAUAAUGACGUGCUUCGCUUUCUCUUUUCUUAAAUACAACCUUUCUGGCAUUCUGCCAAUAGUUUACAAAAUGAUUUAAUGCUGUUAAUAUAAUAAAAACAAACGGCAAUAAGUUUUUUUUUUUCAGUAGGCCUACAUAACAUUAAGUAAAAUGGGUUGAAAUUAAGCUUUAUGUUGACUUUAAGUUUGAAAAGAAUAAAUGGGCUCUUUUAAACUGCAAAAUUGGGAGUGAAGUGUUUAACAGUGAUGUACAAAUUAUAGUUGGUGAGUCAUUAAAUUUAAUUUGCCAACAUUUAGGUUGACAAUACACAGGUAACUUUUUGAGCAUUGUUGCUUGGGCACUUCCCAUUGAAAAUGGACAACAAAUUUCUAUCUGGAUACUUUAAAUCGGUCGAGGGGCCUGUGUCUCUCCUGGCUGCCCUUUAAUGGCAACAUAAUUUAGAAAGUUGCCUCGUGUAUCAUCAGCCUCACACACUUUUUGCUGCUCUGUAGACACUGAUUUCACAGAAUACAUUCCGUGUUACGAAAUUUGCUGCUUGCAUGCUUUGUCAGUCUGUCUGUCAUGUUGCAGAGUUUGUGUGUGUGUGACCGUAUGCUUAAGAGUGAAAUGUACCAGCAUUGCCACUACACUAUGUAAACUAGUUAACUUAAAUGACAAAUAGACUAGCUCAUCAUAGCUUAGUGAAAAUAUUUAAAGCAUCUGAGGAUUUGAAAAUAUUAUUUAUGAUAUUUGGUGUAAAACGCAUAUUGUUCCUUCCUAUGGCCUUAAAAUCCAUUAUAAUUUCUUUUGAAAUGUAUUUGUUUCUUAUUGUGUUUGUAUUUAGACAAAUUAACCUAAACAAUAGAACAAAAGUGAAACUAUUUUUUUAAGGUUUUGGGUUUAUUUAAACCGCUUCACCCCUCAAUUAACUGUUUUAUGUCUUGGGACUUUUUUUUUUUAAAUGUCUGAUAUCGUUUAAAUUAAAUAAAACCCAUUUCAAUUCACAA